AUGUCAAUCCCUGCCUUCCCUUCGUUGUCUCCCAAGGUCCCGGCGUGCCUGCUCGAGUCGUCGUCGAAGGAGAGCCAACGGAGCGACGGUGGUGGACAGAAGCGCGUAAUUGCGCUCCACGACUUCGCCGCCGGUUCAACCGACGAGCCCAGUUUCAAGGUCAGGGACCAGGUCGUCGUCGUCAGCGAAGCCCUCGACGGCUGGUGGAUCGGUGAACUCGGCGGCAAUGGCGUGCUGAACAUCAACGGGACGUCUCUACGCGGCAAGUACUACGAACCGAGCAUCGACAACCUGAACAGCGCCUCAGUACGCUCUGCGUCCGAUGACGAGUCCGACGACGACGUGGGCUCGCUCGUCCGCGUCCAGUGCGUCGACGACUCCUUCUCGUCCGUGUACGUCACCGGCUUGCCGACCCCGCAGUUGCCUGCAACGAUUUCGCCCGUGACGGCGUCCAAGACCCCCAGCCUUGCUCCCACUCCCGCCGCUCAUCCCGUUAUCCUCCUCGUCGUUAUUGCUGGCAUUGUUGUCUAG
Molecule: messenger RNA, 531 nt
Organism: Epithele typhae
Lineage: Eukaryota; Fungi; Basidiomycota; Agaricomycetes; Polyporales; Epitheliaceae
Exons: 3
Coding region: 1-531 (176 amino acids)
Molecular function (GO): protein binding
Source: RefSeq, a predicted model, not a curated record